UAUAUAAGCUGCUGUGGAUUGGAGGACUCUGGAAACAGUGUUAAGGAGAGGGACACCAUAAUUCCUAUCUUCCUGUCCUUCUUACCACACCAUGUGGAAGGACAGACGGGCUCAGCUCUGUCUUUUCUCAGUUCUUCUUGCCUUCCUGCCUUCUGCUUCCUCACUCAAUGAACACCUGAAGUAUAUGGUGCUGGUCCCUUCUCAACUCUACACUGAGACCCCUGAGAAAAUCUGCCUCCAUCUAUACCAUCUGAAUGAGACAGUGACCGUCACAGUAUAUAUGUUAUAUCCUGGGAAACUGAGAAACCUUUUCGAUAAUCUUGUGGUUGACAAGGACUUGUUCCAAUGUGUUUCCUUCAUUAUUCCUAGACUCUACUCUUCUGAUAUAGAGGACUUUAUCUAUGUCAACAUCAAAGGGCCAACACGUCAGUUCAGUGAAAGACUUGUGGUGCUUUUGAAGAACAAAGAAAGUGUUGUCUUUGUCCAGACAGAUAAGCCCGUGUACAAACCAGGACAGUCAGUUAAAUUUCGGGUUGUUGCUAUGGAUAAAAAUCUACGCCCCCUGGAUGAGUUGUUUCCUUUGGCUUACAUUGAGGAUCCGAAAAAGAACCGAAUUAUGCAGUGGUGGGAUAUUAAGACAGAGAAUGGACUUAAACAAAUGUCCUUCAGCCUGGCAUCAGAGCCCAUUCUGGGUACCUAUAAGAUAGUGGUGCACAAACAGUCAAGGUUGAAGGAAGAACACUCCUUUACUGUGAUGGAAUUUGUGCUUCCCAGAUUUAAUGUCGACCUGAAGGUCCCAAAUGCCAUCUCUGUGAAUGAUGAAAUACUCAAUGUGACUGCAUGUGGGAAAUAUACCUAUGGGAAGCCUGUCCCAGGACAUGUGAAAAUAAGCAUCUGCCAUGAAACAGAGACUGGAUGCAAAGAAGUCAACUCCCAG
Molecule: messenger RNA, 937 nt
Organism: Mus pahari (shrew mouse)
Lineage: Eukaryota; Metazoa; Chordata; Mammalia; Rodentia; Muridae
Product: murinoglobulin-2-like
Exons: 8
Molecular function (GO): endopeptidase inhibitor activity
Source: RefSeq, a predicted model, not a curated record